Strongylocentrotus purpuratus (purple sea urchin) is the source of this 2648-nucleotide messenger RNA. RefSeq names its product transcription factor IIIB 90 kDa subunit. Bases 99 to 2492 code for a protein of 797 amino acids. Gene Ontology annotation, biological process: transcription by RNA polymerase III; transcription preinitiation complex assembly; DNA-templated transcription initiation. Gene Ontology annotation, cellular component: nucleus; transcription factor TFIIIB complex; transcription preinitiation complex. The record is from RefSeq and is a predicted model, not a curated record. The transcript has 16 exons. Gene Ontology annotation, molecular function: TBP-class protein binding; RNA polymerase III general transcription initiation factor activity; RNA polymerase III type 3 promoter sequence-specific DNA binding. NCBI's taxonomy places the organism in Eukaryota, Metazoa, Echinodermata, Echinoidea, Camarodonta, Strongylocentrotidae.
AAUUCGCGAAGCUAGUCUCGAGAAUUUCGACCAAAUUCUGUUACCAGGAAUAGCACCGAAAUUUUCACCAGCCCUUAGGCCCUACAGACAUACCAGCUAUGUCUAAGGCAACCGUGUGCAGUAAUUGUGGCGGUAGUGACAUAGACACAGACCAGGCUCGAGGUAAUGCUGUCUGCGUGUCCUGUGGAGCGGUCAUUGAAGACAACUUCAUCGUCUCUGAGGUGGGCUUUGCAGAGAACACUCUUGGAGGAACUUCUGUGAUCGGCCAGUUUGUUUCAUCCGAAGGUGAUAAGAGUCAUACUUUAGGAAACAACUUUCGUCAUGGCUAUGGCAAAGAAUCCAGAACAGUUACACUUCAACAAGGUAAGAGACACAUCCAGAACUUGGGUGGGCAGUUGAAGUUGAACCAGCAUCGUAAUGACAUGGCCUAUAACUUCUUCAAGAUGGCUGUCCAGAAGAAGUUGACGAGAGGAAGAAAGACCAUGCACAUUGUAGCGGCCUGCCUCUAUCUGGUCUGUCGUCUGGAGUCCACUCCUCAUAUGUUGCUAGAUCUCAGUGACUUGCUACAGGUGAAUGUGUAUGUUCUUGGGAAGACCUACCUCAAGUUGUGUCAGGAGCUUCACAUCAAUGUACCUGCAAUCGAUCCUUGUUUGUUUAUCCAGAGGUUUGCUCACAAGCUAGAGUUUGAUGAGAGGACAGACGUGGUGUGCGAGACGGCAUUAAGACUGGUAUCUAGGAUGAAACGAGACUGGAUGCAUACAGGCAGAAGACCAUCUGGUUUAUGUGGUGCAGCUUUGCUUGUCGCUGCCAGGAUGCACAAUUUCAGCAGGACCCAGAAAGAUGUCAUCAAGGUGGUCAAAGUGUGUGAUGCUACUCUCAGGAAAAGGUUAUCUGAGUUUGAGGAGACACCCUCUGGCAAGCUAACUAUUGAUGAGUUUCACAAGAUAGACCUGGAGGAAGAGCAGGACCCACCAUCGUUUACUCGGGGAAGGAGAACCGCAAAACUUGCGCAGUUGGAAGAGCUGAGCAAGAAACAGGUGCGUGAGUUAGAAGGAGAGAUCGCUACUAUACAGAAUGAGAUAGAGAGCGCUCUUCAUAAAAAAGUACCAGGACUUGCUCUCUUGUUUCCAGAUGCAGCAGCAGCGUUAGGGAGCGUACCAGAAGAAGACGAUAGCAAUGCUGGCGGUGCUGAACCUAGCAAAGAAAACAUAGAACUUCUCAAACGCUUGGAAGGCGACAGUGUUAAAACUCUGAUCGAGAACGAAAACGAUCCGCAUAAACAGUCGCAAAAAGUUGAUGAAACUGGUGAAAAUGCGGACUCGGCAACAAAGAGUAGCGUGAAUGCAGGUACGGGAGGGGGAGAAGAUGGACGAGAAGGAGAGGAGAAAGGAGGGGGAGAUGGGGAAGGAGGAGGAGGAGAGAAAGGAGGGGAGGACAGGGCAAGUGGAGCGGGAGGAGGGGGAGGAGGAGAUGCCACAUCAGCAGAGAAAACACUGCCCUCGGGAGAUGUUAUUGAUACGUUACUUGGAUCUGCAGUGUGGAGCGAUGAAGACAAGGGACUGGGGCCGUCACCAUUAUCCUUGGGAUUUGAAAGCAUCAUCAAAGAGGCUGCUAUUCCAGAAGAAAAAAGUCCUGACAGUGAUGAUGGAGAGUUGGAUUUAACAGGCAUAGAUGAAAAGGAGAUGGAAUUGUUUAUUUUGAGUGAAAAAGAAGUGAUGAUAAAAACCACUCUAUGGAUGAAGGAGAACGGAGAAUACAUGAAGCUUAUGGAAGAAAAGGAGCUGAGAUUACGAAAAGAAAGAGAACUGCUGGGAUUGAAACCUGACCAACCAAAGAAGAAGCGGAAAAACAACAAGAAGCCCCCAAUCCAGGCCAACACUGCUGGCGAGGCCAUCGAGAAGCUCCUCGUAGAGAAGAAGAUAUCCAGCAAGAUCAAUUACGAUGUUUUACGAGAUCUCACCCAGCCCAGCCCAUCCCACAAACCCAGCCAACCCUCGCAACUAGCGGAGACCCCGCCCUCAGUCAACCUCAGUACGCCGUUCAGGGCGGGAGGUGUCAGCCAGGGUGCCCAGUUGACGAGGGCAGGGAGUCUGGGCGGAGUGAAACGACUCAGGCAGGGCAUAACUCCCACCAGACCGACUGUCAGAGAGGGACCUGCCCAGAAGACAGCAAAAUUAGAGCCCAAAGAGGAGAAAAACCCCAACCCCUUCACUAUGCCGCAACCCAAAGCCCCUGAUGACAUAGUGGUAGAGUCCGGUCCUGUACAGUACGAUGCAGAGGAUGGACCCCACCAUGAGGAUGAAGGGGAGGAUGAGUAUUAUGAUGAGGAGGAUGAUCAUCUUCAGAGUGCUGCUCAGUUGAUGGGACAUAGAGGUAGGUUGAGAGAAUCCGUGGUACAGUCUCUGAUUUUUACGAAGAAACACUUAAUUAAAAGUCUUAAUCGGGCCAAUUCACUAUUAAAUAAUGUCAAUAUGCUUCUUACUUUUUGGUGAGUUUCUGUUCUAUAAUCAGAUUGCAUGUGGUGUAGGUGAGUUGCUGCUAUUGUUUCAGCUGUAAAUAUUUGUUCAGACAAAAUCAGGAAAUCAUUUUGGUAAAGCGAACGUGAAGAGGUUUGUGUAUUGCGCAAAAUGAAAACCCUGAUUUAGUAU